UAAUCCAUUAUUGAAGGCAUGUUGAUGCUCAAUUUUUGCGACUUUUCCGAUUACACACUGAAUUAACUGUUUAUAUGCCGUGUGGGGCGCACAAUCAUAGCUUUUCUCACUUACUGAUGAGGUGAUAGUGCCGUAGGUUGCUUUCAACUUUCCGCAAGAUGGCGAAUCGAUCAAUGUGGUGACGAUUGCGUGCCCGGUUUCCCGAAUCGAACCCGAUUUCGCACCGAAAUCCACCCGAUGAAAAGUGCCCUCGUGUGAUGCGUGGCGACGUGUCACGGGAAUUGUGGGCACUGGAAGGAACUGUCAGUGCGUGAGAAAACAAAAACAAAAAGUGCGUAAAUCUGUGAAAAAUGUUCGGAUACAAUCCAACUGACUAUGAGAUUCGGGCUGAAUUGGCGACAUGCUGCAAUGGGAUAGCGUCUGUCUAUCUCGCCAAGCACACUUCUGGCCAAUUGGUGGCCAUGAAGAAGUUCCGAAUGGACAAGGCGAAGGAAGAAAGUGCUGCUAUUCGAGUGAGUUGCUGCUUUUCCUCCUUUUUUCCUGCACUUUAUCAAGUGGUUUUGGAUGUUUUCCUCCACAGGAUGAGAUACUGAUAAUGCGACAGUUCAAUCAUCCCAACAUAUUGUCCUUCUUCACGGCGUUUGUGGACAAUUUUGAUGUUUUUGUGAUCGCUCCUUUCAUACCCUUCGGCUCCUGCAGGGACACAAUGACGAAUUCCUGCGUCACAGGUUUUCCCGAAAUUGUGGUUGUCCUCAUCGUCAAGGACAUUCUCCAUGGCUUGGAGUAUUUGCACAAGAAGGGCUUCAUUCAUCGUGCCAUUCGCGCAAGUCAUAUCCUUCUGAGUCACGACAGGGCGGUGAUAACGGGCUUCCGGCAGGCGAUAAGUCUCCUGUCGCACGGUGAGCGCGUGCGAAGUCUGCACAAUCUGCCCGGGAAUGCCACGAAGGGGCUCAAUUGGCUGGCACCUGAGCUGCUGGAGCAGAAUCUGCUUGGCUACACGGAGAAGUCUGACAUCUACAGCGUUGGCAUUGCCACAUGCGAGCUGUGCAACGGCAUCGAACCCUUCGCCAACAUGCCCACGACUUAUAUGCUCACCGAGAAGAUCCGUGGCAAUCAGCCCACACUCCUGGACUUCUCCACGCUGCCGUCAGAGGAGAUGAUUGUCCAGGGAGUGGAUCCGACGGACACUUUCAUGGCGCAGGCGAGGAAAAUCUACAGUCAGAAGAAGUUGUCGGACAACAUUCACAAAUUCGCCGAAGUCUGCAUGCAGAGGCAACCUGGCGACAGGCCAAGCGUGUGUCAGCUCUUCAAUCAUCCCGUGUUCAAGCAGACCAAGCACACCACACUCAGUGAGCAAUUGACCAAUUUUAGCAUUCAGGCUGUGGACUAUUCGCGACACUGUGAUGAGAAUCUGAAGCUGGUGCAGGACCUCUCGGACAUGAAUCUCAGCACUGGGAGUGCCUUCGAGUGGGAUUUCUGAUACGACAA
This is a messenger RNA of Phlebotomus argentipes, 1488 nucleotides long. It is a transcript of the gene Stlk, whose product is annotated as STE20-related kinase adapter protein alpha. Gene Ontology annotation, biological process: protein phosphorylation. Gene Ontology annotation, molecular function: ATP binding; protein serine/threonine kinase activator activity; protein kinase activity. The transcript has 3 exons. Bases 401 to 1480 code for a protein of 359 amino acids. The record is from RefSeq and is a predicted model, not a curated record. Lineage: Eukaryota; Metazoa; Arthropoda; Insecta; Diptera; Psychodidae.